Aaosphaeria arxii CBS 175.79 is the source of this 2712-nucleotide messenger RNA. RefSeq lists its product as uncharacterized. Bases 1 to 2712 code for a protein of 903 amino acids. Lineage: Eukaryota; Fungi; Ascomycota; Dothideomycetes; Pleosporales. Gene Ontology annotation, cellular component: membrane. The transcript is spliced from 5 exons. The record is from RefSeq and is a predicted model, not a curated record. Gene Ontology annotation, biological process: monosaccharide transmembrane transport; riboflavin biosynthetic process. Gene Ontology annotation, molecular function: hexose transmembrane transporter activity; GTP cyclohydrolase II activity.
AUGGACCCGCGGUCGUGGUUCCAAGAUUUGACUCCAUACUUCAUCUACACCCUCUUCGUAGCUACCCUUGGCCCACUGCUAUUUGGUUUCCACUUGUCCGAACUGAACGCCCCCGAGGAUGUUAUCCGCUGUAAGAAAGACUCGAUCGUCUCCGCAUCGGUCGGCCUCCCACAAUGCAUGAAGAUGGAUCCCACCCAGUGGGGUGUUGUUGGCUCGAUGUACACACUUGGAGGACUCAUUGGUGCUUUAUCUGCUGGACCUCUGGCCGGAAAUCACGGACGAUACAGGACAAUGCAGUUGACUACCAUUUUCUUCGCACUUGGGCCCGUCUUGGAAGCCCUGUCGCCCAACAUUGGAGUUCUAGCGUUUGGUAGACUGCUGUCCGGUGUAGGUGCUGGAGCUGCAGUGGUUGUGGUGCCCAUCUACAUCUCGGAGAUUGCACCACCUGCUGAGAAAGGAUUCUUUGGAGCAUUCACGCAGAUCAUGUGCAAUGUUGGCAUUCUCCUCACCCAGCUCCUCGGGUACUUCCUGAGCCACGGACAAUACUGGCGACUCAUCCUCGCAAUUGGCGGGUGCAUUGGUGUCGGCCAGAGCUUUGGUCUUCUCCUCACCGUCGAGAGCCCCAGGUUCCUUGCUGAGCAGGGCGAGACAAGCAAAGCGCGACGAAUUUUGCGCAAAUUGAGGGGCGAGAAAGCUGAUAUUGAUACGGAGAUUAGCAGCUGGGGAAUUGACAGCACGGAAGAAACCAGCGAUGAGGAGCAGACGUUGCUCAGGAACGAAGACCGCGAUAUAAAUGUAGCUGACGCCGCGACUACCAAACGCAGCCAGGAUAAGGAAGAUGCGCUCAGCAUCAUCCAGGUCUUCAAGCAUCCUGAUUACUCAAAGGCUGCGUUCGCCGUUAUCAUGGUCAUGUUGGCCCAGCAAUUGAGCGGAAUCAACAGCAUUGUCAUGUAUGGCGUAUCACUGUUAGCAGAUCUGUUGGAGUCCAACUCUGCCCUACUCAACCUGGCCGUUUCAGCCCUCAACAUCGUCGUGACUGCAGGGUGUGCUCCGCUGGCAGACAAGCUUGGUCGCAAGACUUGCCUUCUAUACUCUCUUGCAGGAAUGGGCACCAGUUCACUACUUCUGGCUGUUGGCAUUAUGAGAUCUAUCAGCGUUCUUUCAGCGAUUGCAGUUCUGCUCUUCGUAUCCAGCUUCGCAGUUGGCCUUGGGCCAGUGCCUUUCAUCCUCUCUAGCGAAUUGGUUGGCGCAGAUGCUGUGGGUGCAACUCAGAGCAUAGCACUCGCUGCCAAUUGGAUAGCUACGUUCCUUGUCGCUCAAUUCUUCCCAUUGGCCAGCGCAGUCUUGCACGGAAAGGUCUAUUUCAUCUUCGCGGCAUUGUCUGCUUUCUUUUUCCUAUUCAUCUCGUGGUAUGUCCCUGAGACCAAGGGGAAGAAGACGCCGGACGAGGUUUGGGGAAGGGAGCGACGUCACGCCUCUCCCGCCCUCCCACCCCUCGCAUCCCCACAACCCUCCAGUCCCACACGAGAAGACGGCUUCGAACUCCCAGCAUCCUCAACUCACGAUUCCCCCAACCGAAAUGUACAGAAGAAGAACGCAAUCGCCAACCGGGCGAUCCAGCAGCACCACGGGCUACCCCCGUCCCUAAUAUCCCCCGCCUUCACACCGCCCGCAACACCAGGCCUCACGACGCCCUCGCACCCACGGCCGCCCCGCUCCGUCCCCGUCGACACCUCCAAGUCGCCCGACACGCCCGCCCCAGAACUCGUGCAGACGCUCCCGAUCGUCGAGUGCGAGGUGCGCGCCCGCAUCCCCACGACCACCGGCCACGAGAUGUGGCUGCACGUCUACCGCAACAACGUCGACACCAAGGAGCACCUCGCCAUUGUGUUCGGCAACCAGAUCCGGUCGCGCAGCCUCGACGCCGAGCGGCCCGGCGAGACGGAGCUGGACCGCAUGACGAGGGGCGCGUACGUGGGCAGGCUGUAUCCGGGGCGGACGAGCUCGCGCGUCGAGCAGCUUAAGCGGGCGGAGCUCGGCGGGGGUUUGAAGCCCAAAUCGGCGACGGCGGCGGCGGCGGCGAAAUCAGACCUCGCGGUGGUGCUCGAAAAGCAGCAGGACGGGUCGCUGGUGCCCUCGUCGUCCGCGUCCUCGGACUCGGGAGAGGUGCAACAGGCGUCGAACCUCGACCUGCCGCUCGUGAGGAUCCACUCCGAGUGCUACACGGGCGAGACGGUGUGGUCGGCGCGCUGCGACUGCGGCGAGCAGCUCGACGAGGCCGCGCGCCUGAUGGCCGACCCACGGCUGUCGCCCACCGGCGGCGCGAUCAUCUACCUCCGGCAGGAGGGCCGUGGCAUCGGGCUCGGCGAGAAGCUCAAGGCAUACAACCUCCAGGACCUCGGCAACGACACCUACGAGGCGAACAUCAUGUUGAGGCAUCCGGCCGAUGCGCGUAGCUACGGCCUCGCGACCGCGAUGCUCAUGGAUCUGGGGCUCGAGGGCGAGGCGGGGAUCAGGUUGCUGACGAACAAUCCAGAUAAGGUCAGGGCGGUGGAGGGGCCGAAUAGGGAGGUCGUGGUUAGGGAGAGAGUUGCUAUGGUGCCGUUGGCUUGGAAGACGGGUGGCAAGCAGGGAAUCAAUAGCGAAGAGGUGGAGAAGUAUUUGUCGACAAAGAUCGAGAAGUUCAAGCAUAUGCUGAGCAGUCAGAGGUAG